Molecule: messenger RNA, 1637 nt
Organism: Leptonychotes weddellii (Weddell seal)
Lineage: Eukaryota; Metazoa; Chordata; Mammalia; Carnivora; Phocidae
Source: RefSeq, a predicted model, not a curated record
GAAGCAGCGUGUAUCCCUACAUGUCGAGGUCCUUUCUGCUGGAUACGCAGUCCUGGGGAGAAGUCCCCAUUUGCACUCCCAAAGUUGCAUGCCCAGAACCUGGCCAGCUCCCCUCUACGCUCUUUGUACCCUGGGACCGCGUGACACGCACAUUCCACCUACAAGACUGGCUGAGCCCCUGGUUCCCUGUCUUGCUCCUUCUCUUCCAGAUCCGGGAGCUGGUCCCCGAGUCCCAGGCUUAUAUGGACCUCCUGGCAUUUGAGAGGAAACUGGAUCAAACCAUCAUGCGGAAGCGGGUGGACAUCCAGGAGGCUCUAAAGAGGCCAAUGAAGCAAAAGCGGAAGCUGCGUCUUUAUAUCUCCAAUACUUUUAACCCUGCGAAGCCCGAUGCUGAAGAUUCUGAUGGCAGCAUUGCCUCCUGGGAGCUGCGGGUGGAGGGGAAGCUCCUGGAUGACCCCAGCAAGCAGAAGCGGAAGUUCUCUUCCUUCUUCAAGAGUUUGGUCAUUGAGCUGGACAAAGACCUUUAUGGCCCCGACAACCACCUAGUUGAGUGGCACCGGACACCCACCACCCAGGAGACGGAUGGGUUCCAGGUGAAGAGGCCGGGGGACCUGAGUGUACGCUGCACACUGCUCCUCAUGCUGGACUACCAGCCUCCCCAGUUCAAACUGGAUCCCCGCCUGGCUCGGCUGCUGGGAUUGCACACACAGAGCCGCUCAGCCAUCGUGCAGGCCCUGUGGCAGUACGUGAAGACCAACAGGCUGCAGGACUCGCAUGACAAGGAAUACAUCAAUGGGGACAAAUACUUCCAGCAGAUUUUUGAUUGCCCGCGGCUGAAGUUUUCUGAGAUUCCCCAGCGCCUCACAGCUCUGCUAUUGCCCCCUGACCCUAUUGUCAUCAACCACGUCAUCAGCGUGGACCCGUCGGACCAGAAGAAGACGGCGUGCUAUGAUAUUGACGUGGAGGUAGAGGAGCCACUGAAGGGACAGAUGAGCAGCUUCCUCCUGUCCACGGCCAACCAGCAGGAGAUCAGUGCUCUGGACAGUAAGAUCCAUGAGACGAUUGAGUCCAUAAACCAGCUCAAGAUCCAGAGGGACUUCAUGCUAAGCUUCUCCAGAGACCCCAAAGGCUACAUCCAAGACCUGCUCCGCUCCCAGAGCCGGGACCUCAAGGUGAUGACAGAUGUGGCAGGCAACCCCGAGGAGGAGCGCCGGGCUGAGUUCUACCACCAGCCCUGGUCCCAGGAAGCCGUCAGCCGCUAUUUCUACUGCAAGAUCCAGCAGCGCAGGCAGGAGCUGGAGCAGUCGCUGGUUGUACGCAACACCUAGGAGCCCCCGCGAAUGAGCCCACUGUGGGCCUCCGCGCCCCGGGCCCUGGCCCCCCGGGGCUCUGCCGCACUCCUCUGCCACCUUCUGGGUGAGGCAGGGGAAUGAUUAAAGGUCAUGCAUCUGAGAGCAGACUUGUGUGUCAUUGGCAACUGGGGAGGAAGGACAAGGGGAAGGCGGUGGGUCCCUCUGGGAAGACUGCCCACCCCCUCCCUCAGAGUCUUCUCUUUACUCCGUUUCCCCUAGACCUAAAAACGGUUUGGCAGAAGACACUUUUAAUAACAUUUAUCUUAUUAAAAAAAUACAGCACAA